ACAGAGGCUCCAACAACAACAACGGCUCCUCAAAGUGCCCCCACUAAAACCACAGCUUCUCCCACGACUACCACAGCUGCUCCCACAUCAACCACAGCUGCCCCUACAACUACCACAGAGGAUCAAACAACAACCACAGCUGCAGCUACAACUACAACACAGGCUCCAACAACAACCACAGCUGCUCCCAAUACAACCACAGCUAACCCAACAACUACAACAGAGGCUUCAACAACAACAGCUGCUCCUACUAUGACCACAGCUGCACCUACAACUACCACAGCUGCUCCCAUUACAACCACAGCCGCCCAAACAACUACCACAGACGCUCUACCUACAACAACAGCUGCACCUACAACUACAACAGGUUCUCCCACUACAACCAAAGCUGCACCUACAACUACAACAGGUUCUCCCACUUCGACCACAGCUGCACCUACAACUACAACAGAGGCUCGUAAAACAACGUCUGCUCCGACUACAACCACAGCUGCACUUACAACUACAACAGAGGCUCCAACAACAACAACGGCUGCUCCCACUAAGACCACAGCUACACCUACAACUGCAGCAGAGGCUCCGACAAGAACCACAACUGCACCUACAACUACAACAGGUAACCCCACUACAACCACAGCUGCACCUACAACCACAACAGUUGCUCCCACAACAACCACAGCUGCCCCUACAACUACCACAGAGGAUCAAACAACAACCACAGCUGCAACUACAACUACAACAGAGGCUCCAACAACAACCACAGCUAACUCAACAACAACCAGAGCUGCAGCUACAACUACAACAGAGACAACUACAACAGAGGCUUCAACAACAACAGCUGCUCCUACUAUGACCACAGCUGCACCUACAACUACCACAACUGCUCCCAUUACAACAACAGCCGCCCAAACAACUACCACAGACGCUCUACCUACAACAACAGCUGCACCUACAACUACAACAGGUUCUACCGCUACAACCAAAGCUGCACCUACAACUACAACAGGUGCUCCCACUACAACCAAAGCUGCACCUACAAUUACAACAGAGAUUCCAACAACAGCAACAACGGCUGCUCCCACUUCGACCACAGCUGCACCUACAACUACAACAGAGGCUCGUAAAACAACGGCUGCUCCCACUGCGACCACAGCUACACCUACAACUGCAGCAGAGGCUCCGACAAGAACCACAACUGCACCUACAACUACAACAGGUGCCCCCACUACAACCACAGCUGCACCUACAACUACAACAGCUGCUCCCACAACAACCACAGCAGCCCCUACAACUACCACAGAGGAUCAAACAACAACCACAGCUGCAACUACAACUACAACAGAAGCUCCAACAACAACCACAGUUUCUCCCACUACUACCAACGCUUCUCUCACUACAACCAAAGGUGCACCGACAAUUACACCAGAGGAUCCAAUAACAACCACAGCUGCUCCCACUACAACAACAGCUGCACCUACAACUAUCACAGAGGCUCCAAAAACAACCACAGUGGCACCUACAGCUACAAAAGCUUCUCCCACAACAACCACAGCUGCCCCUACAACUACCAGAGAGGAUCAAACAACAACCACAGCUUCACCUACAACUACAAGCUUCUCCCACAACGACCACAUCUGGUCCAACCACAACCACAGCUUCUCCCACUGCAACCACAUUUGCACCUACAAAUUCCCCAACAACUACCUCAGAGGCUCCAACAACAACAGCCGCUCCUACUACAACAUCAACUGCACCUUUAAUAACCACAGCUACACCUACAACUGCAGCAGAGGCUCCGACAAGAACCACAACUGCACCUACAACUACAACAGCUACACCUACAACUGCAGCAGAGGCUCCGACAAGAACCACAACUGCACCUACAACUACAACAGACACUCCAACAACAUCCACAGUUUCUCCCACUACUACCACAGCCACCCCAACAACUACCACAGAGGCUCCAACAACAGCCACAGCUACUCCCAGUACAACCACAGCCGCCCCAACAACGACAACAGUCGCCCCUACUACAAUCACAGCUGCACCUACAACUACAACAGCUACACCUACAACUGCAGCAGAGGCUCCGACAAGAACCACAACUGCACCUACAACUACAACAGCUACCCCUACAACUACUACAGAGAAUCCAACAGCAACAAGAGCUUCUCCCACAACGACCACAUCUGGUCCAACCACAACCACAGCUUCUCCCACUGCAACCACAUUUGCACCUACAAAUUCCCCAACAACUACCUCAGAGGCUCCAACAACAACAGCCGCUCCUACUACAACAUCAACUGCACCUUUAAUAACCACAGCUACACCUACAACUGCAGCAGAGGCUCCGACAAGAACCACAACUGCACCUACAACUACAACAGCUGCAACUACAACUACAAUAGAGGCUCCAACAACAACCACAGCUAA
This is a messenger RNA of Hypomesus transpacificus, 2433 nucleotides long. Its product is annotated as mucin-5AC-like. Lineage: Eukaryota; Metazoa; Chordata; Actinopteri; Osmeriformes; Osmeridae. The transcript is spliced from 11 exons. The annotation marks the transcript as partial. The record is from RefSeq and is a predicted model, not a curated record.